Messenger RNA from Cydia fagiglandana, 3872 nucleotides. RefSeq names its product acetyl-coenzyme A synthetase (gene AcCoAS). Bases 95 to 2092 code for a protein of 665 amino acids. NCBI's taxonomy places the organism in Eukaryota, Metazoa, Arthropoda, Insecta, Lepidoptera, Tortricidae. The transcript has 9 exons. The record is from RefSeq and is a predicted model, not a curated record. Gene Ontology annotation, molecular function: acetyl-CoA synthetase activity; AMP binding.
GUCAGACGUCAGUAUUGUCAGUAACCGCGAGUUCCUCGUUGUGAAUAGACACGCGUCUUCUUGUACGCGGCGAUUACGAACGCAAUCAGCCGCGAUGUCGCGUGUUUACCAACCUACCGAUUAUGUUGUCGAAAAGUCGCUAUUGCCGUCUUUUGAAAAAUACAAAGAAAUGCAUAAACAAUCAUUAGAUGAUCCUGAAAAGUUUUGGUCUCAAAUAGCGAGCGAAUUCGAUUGGCAGACUCCGGCUCAGCCCGGCAAAUUCGUAUCGUACAAUUUCGACCUGAAUAAAGGGAACAUUUUUGUCAAAUGGAUGGAAGGGGCAGUCACUAAUAUUUGCUUCAAUUUAUUGGACCGCAAUGUGAGGAAUGGGCACGGGGACAAGAUAGCUUAUUACUGGGAAGGAAACCACCCGGACGACUACAGCCGCAUCACGUACAGGAAGCUGAUGGACCUGGUGUGCCAGUUCUCCAACGCUCUGAAGGAUAACGGCGUGGGGAAGGGAGACCGCGUGUCUCUCUACAUGCCCAUGAUUCUGGAGACGGUGGUGUGCAUGCUGGCGUGCGCGAGGAUCGGUGCCAUCCAUUCCGUUGUGUUCGCAGGGUUUUCUUCGGAUUCGCUCGCGGAGAGGAUGGCGAGCUGCAAGGCCAAGGUGCUGGUGACGGCGGACGGCGGGUGGCGCGGCGAGAAGCUGCUAGUGCUCAAGAACACUUGCGACGAGGCCAUGCAGAAGGCGAAGGCCAAAUACAACCACAAGGUCGACAAGUGCAUCGUCGUGUCGCACCUCCAGAGAGUCACGCCCUGUGGGAAACUGCCCGAUGAUGUCUCGUCUUUGUACAAAUGGACGGAAGACAGAGACGUGUGGUGGCAUGACAUAAUGGAGGGCCAAUCCACCUUCUGCCCGCCAGAAUGGAUGGGUGCAGAGGAACCGCUGUUCAUGCUCUAUACCAGCGGAUCCACCGGCAAGCCGAAAGGCGUGUUGCACACCACCGCCGGCUAUCUGCUGUACGCCGCCACCACCUUCCGCUACGUGUUCGACUACAGAGACAAGGACGUGUACUGGUGCACCGCCGACGUCGGCUGGAUCACGGGCCACACCUACGUCGUGUACGCACCGCUCGCCAACGCCGCCACCUCUGUCCUCUUCGAGGGCACCCCGUUCUACCCAGACCACGACCGCUACUGGGCCGUGGUGGAGAAGUGCAAGGUGUCGCAGUUCUACACCGCGCCCACCGCCAUCAGAACCCUCACCAAGUUUGGCGAGGAGCCCGUUAAAAGGCACGAUUUAAUGUCGCUGCGGGUGCUGGGCAGCGUGGGCGAGCCGAUCAACCCCGAGGCGUGGCUGUGGUACUACAACCUGGUGGGCAACGGUCGCUGCUCCAUAGCCGACACCUUCUGGCAGACCGAGACCGGUGGCCACGUCAUCACCAGCCUGCCGGGAGCCACGCCGAUGAAGCCCGGCGCUGCGGGCUUCCCGUUCUUCGGCGUGGAGCCGACGCUUCUGGACGAGAGCGGCGCCGUGAUCGAGGGCCCCGGCGAGGGCUACCUGGUGUUCGCGCGGCCCUGGCCCGGCGUCAUGCGCACGCUGUGGGCCGACCACGACCGCUACGAGCAGGUCUACUUCUCCAAGUUCCCUGGCUACUACUGCACUGGCGAUGGUGCUCGUCGCGACGAGGACGGGUUCCUGUGGGUGACAGGGCGCAUCGACGACAUGCUCAACGUGUCGGGCCACCUGAUGUCGACGUCCGAGGUGGAGGGCGUGCUCACGGAGCACCCGCACGUGGCCGAGGCGGCCGUCGUGUCCAAGCCGCACCCCAUCAAGGGUGAGUCGCUAUACUGUUUCGUGGUGCUGGUCGACGGCGUGCAGCUGGACGCGGUGAUGCUGGACGCGCUGCGCAAGCUGGUGCGCGCGCGGAUCGGCGCGUUCGGCGUGCCCGACACCGUGCAGUACGCGCCCGGGCUGCCCAAGACGCGCUCCGGCAAGAUCAUGCGCCGCGUGCUGCGCAAGGUGGCCGUCGGCGACCGCGACGUCGGCGACGUCUCCACGCUCGCCGAGCCCGCCGUCGUCGAACAACUCUUUAACAACAGGCCUUAGACACUUCCGUUACAUGUUAUGUUACGCUUUGUUUCCUAAUUGAAUCGAUAAGAAAUAAUUUGUAGGUUUUCCCUAAGUCUACAUGCUACGGGUUGCUAUCCGCUUCCAUCCUUGUUUAGACAUAUUAAGUUUAUGUUUUGACUGCACAUAAUGCAGACUUGUUAGCAACUAUUUUUUGACAUCAUCAUUAAUCAUGUAAAUUUGCCUAAAUUUACAACAUUAUACCUACUAACGGAACCAACUUUAGAAAAGGGAGCUUGGCGGUGUUAUCGUUAACAAGCUGAGCUGUGCCCAACAAUAUGGUUUAUCAUUUAUAUAUUACGCUUACCUAAUUGAAUUAAGAAAUGAGACAGGAAUAUAAUACCUACUACCGAUAUACUGACUCAUCAAACCCAUACACAACUAUAAGUGAGCUUUGUUAAUUGUAUAAAUGUUUAUUAUAUUAUAAAAAUGUUAUUAUCGAAUAUGUAAACAAGUGAUUAUUCAAACAUCUUCUGUAAGGUAAGAUGUGCUUAAAGUGUUAAUAGUAAUUCUAUAAGAGGGGUAGAGUACGUAUAAGUAAAACUAACAAGUUAUUUACGGCAAUAUAAUAACAUUAAUAACCCCGCGACCCUCAUAUUGCGCGGCAAUCGCGUGCGAUAUUCUGUGUAGGUACAAACCGUACAAAGUCGUUCCUGAUUACUUUCUCUGUUUUAAAGUGUAAGCAAAAAUAUAGUCUUUCAAUAAAGGUAAUAAUAAUUAUUGAACUAAUUGUCGCUACCUUAACAGUUAGGGACUGUUGUUAUUAUUUUCAUUUGAUAACCUUGGGACAAGUAGAUGUGUUUACUUUGUGAUUAUUUGAUAUUUUAUGCCAUUAGAUAUAUCGGAGCGGCCAAGGCGUUCACAAAUAUCGCUCUGCUAUAUAUUAGAGUGUGUUUUAAGGUAUUUUGGAACACCUCGGCCGGUCUGAUAUAUCUGACGUCGACCGUACUUUUUGGUACAUGUGAUUGGUUGUUUUGGUAAAUGUGUAUUUGUGUAGGAGUGAGUGGGUGUAAUAUAAUAUAAUAUUAAGCCUUAUAGGUACAUUGUAAUUUGUAAACACGGGCCGUUUUAUUUGGAAAGUAAGUAUUUGUUCUGAUGAUAGGUACCUAUAGUGUUAUGAAGAUACAAGUUGUCAUUUGUUUGUACGAACAGUAAAACUGUUGUAUUAAAAAUGAUGAGUCAUUCCACGAUUUUUCUGUAAGUACCUAAUAUUUAUACUUAAUUUAAGAAGAAAAUGUUUAGUAGACUUAUUAUUUAUAUUAGUUUCUAAUAUCUUUGUCUGGUCAUACCAAUACAUUGUACAAAGCUAAUUAUUUUAAGUAGCUCUGUCCGUUUGUCCAUCAGCCAAAUACGAGUGUAGAAUACUGCAGCGCAUUGUGUACCUAAUCCUAUGCAAAUAAUGUACAUAUAUGUAACGUUAGACGACCGCCACGCCGACAAUGAAAUGCUUACCUCCUGACAUGUAACAAAAAAUUAUAAUAAUACAAAAUAUAGCUGUAAACUUAAUUGUAGAUUUAUAUUUUAAGUAUCAUUAUUUUAUUAUGGAAAAUAGGUAGACACCUACGUUUUGAUAAACAUACACAUUUGAUUUACAUUUUUUCUUCAUUAUGUUUUUUGUAUUCGUUUUUAUUCUUUUAAUAAUGUAGAUCUUAUAAUUUAUAGGUUGUGAUAUUGUUAGUUUGCCAUUGAUACAUGUUGGUUCCUGUAUUGUGCACAAAAUAAAUGAUUCAGGGUCACACUGCUGAAUGUUAUCGUUGAA